Messenger RNA from Ilex paraguariensis (yerba mate), 330 nucleotides. The record is from the annotation of a GenBank genome assembly. NCBI's taxonomy places the organism in Eukaryota, Viridiplantae, Streptophyta, Magnoliopsida, Aquifoliales, Aquifoliaceae.
AUGGCCAAAUCUCUUGAAAAUCCUACAGUAGAGAUUGUAGGGAUUACUUCCAAAGAAACCACAAUAAAUUUGGAAACUGGGAAUCCAUCGGGCAAGGAUGAGCAGAAUUCAAAAACAAUUGAUUCUAAGGCAGAUUAUGCUUCUCCAAACAAGGUUAACAAAGAUGUUGAUAAUGAAAAAGGUUCUAGUAUCGGGGUGAAUGAGCAAGUUGAAGAAGUUCAAAGUAUCCCCCACAUGGGUAUGACUACUAGAUCCAGGAUUUGGGCCACUUAUAUUGAGAAAUUCUAUUAUGCCUAUGCACUUUCCAAAGUUGUCACAGGUCUUGAUUAA